Bacillus rossius redtenbacheri is the source of this 1810-nucleotide messenger RNA. RefSeq lists its product as uncharacterized. The transcript is spliced from 3 exons. The coding region runs from base 1 to 765 and encodes 254 amino acids. The record is from RefSeq and is a predicted model, not a curated record. Lineage: Eukaryota; Metazoa; Arthropoda; Insecta; Phasmatodea; Bacillidae.
AUGGACGUGGCCGUCGGCUGGCUGAAGGCCCAGACGGUGAAGUGGGUGCCCGACAGGGAGCAGCUGCUCGGCACCGCCUUCGACGUCGCCGGCAGGGUCUACCUGAGGCAGAAGACCUUCUCGUACGAGCACUUCGCCCGCGGGCAGGAGAACCGCGUGACGAGGCUGUUCCUCGGACUGCCGGUGGCCGGGCGCAGCCAGGUGGACGCGGCGUUCGACAAGCUCAACAAGCCCCUCAUCAACUGCAGGCAAGUGACGGGGGUGGCCCGCAAGAUGCUGCGGUCGGCGACCAGCCCGGCAGAGCGCUGCUACCACCUGCACACGCUGGCGAUGUGCGCCUCGCUGACGGGCCGCUACGGGCCGGCCAUCUCCGACGCGCGCCGCUGCGCCGACGAGGCCCACGGCGCAGGCCUGGCCGCCUGGCAGCUGAACGGGCUGCUGCUGCUGUUCAGGUCGCUGGCGCGCCACGGCCGCAAGGUGGAGGCCCUGUACGCGCUCGACGAGGCGGAGGGCGUGGCCCGACCGGGCGACAUGCACGACGUCCUCGACUUCAUCGAGGAGUGCAGGAGAGUGCUCGACGAGCCGGAGGACGAGCGCUCGCCCCAGCACAUCGAGAUGGCGCGCGAGGAAGGGCUGCUGAAGAUGAUGAGGAAGGUGGGGCUCGUGCUGCGCGCGCAGAAGGUGGUCAAGAGGCUGCGGUCGCUGCCCUUCGCGGACCGCGUCAGCCUGCCGGAAGGCUUCGACCCCGCCAGCAAGGUCGUCUGAGCGGCCAUCCUCUUCCUCUGUGCCAGCAUCGGUCCAUUCUUCUUUACACCAGCAAACUCCCCCCCCCCCCCCUUUUCCGUUCGCAGCCAUCCAUUCUCCUACUGUUCGCAGUCAUCCUCCUUUACAUUAAAACCACCCUUUCUCCUUCAGUUUGUAGCCAUCCUCCUUUAUAUCAGCAACCGUUCUUUCUCCUUCCAUUCGCAGCCAUCCGUUCUCUUUCCAUCCGUAUCCAUCCUCCUUUUUCACCAGCAAACGUAUUCUCUGUCUUUCUGUUCGCAGCUAUCCUACUUUUACACCACCAACCGUCUUUUCUCCUACCGUUCGUAGUUAUUAUCCUUUAACCAGCAACAAUCCUUUAUCCUUUCGUUCACAGUCAUCCUCUCUCCUUCCGUUCGUAGCCAUUUUCCUUUACAGCAGCGACCAUCUUUUCUUCUUCCUUUCGCAGCCUUCUUCCUUUACAAAAGCAACCGUCCUUUCCCCUCCCCUUUGCUGCCAAUUCGCCACCAUCACAAUAGCAUCCAGCUUUAUCCCUCCCCCCCCCCCUUUUUCAACAGCCACACUCCUCUCACUAUCCUUCCCUUCACCUAGCGGCACAUCUUAUCACUUCCACAGUCAUCUGGCAUUCACCCUUCCACUGACCUUAACUAUUCCGCUCCCCCCCCCCUUGCAAAUAGUUAUCUCUCUUUUUUCAGUUGGCCAUCUUCCUCCACUAUCGGCCACUCUUCGCUUCAACUGGAACAGCUUCCAACAGAAUGUUUGCACUUAAAACCUGUUCAGACUCUUUCAAGUUCUUUGUUUCAUUUAGUGACCGAAACACGAAUCAGGCCACAUUAAUACUAAAAACAAAUGUUAAUUUGAUACAAAAUUGACUAUUUAAAUACCAAAUACAUUAAAAUUAUAUUAUAUAAUUUUAGUUGAAUUUAAGUUGUGCCCCAAUAAUCAAUCGUAAUGAGUUUAUGAGAGUGAUGUAAAUAUGUUAAAGAAUAUAGUCCUACAACUUAUAUUGUUUAUUAACAGAAAAAUUUAUAUAUUUUAAUAUUUACUA